This is a messenger RNA of Prunus armeniaca (apricot), 216 nucleotides long. NCBI's taxonomy places the organism in Eukaryota, Viridiplantae, Streptophyta, Magnoliopsida, Rosales, Rosaceae. The record is from the annotation of a GenBank genome assembly.
AUGUCAUUGCCUGUUUGGAGAGAAAUCCUGUUUGGAGAGAAAGAGAAGGCCUUAUGGGCAAUUAUGCUUAUAAUGCAGAAAGCCUCACAUUUUGAUGUCCAGUUAUGCAUUCAAGGAGGUGACCAGGAGCUAGUGAAACUAGAGGGGAUUAGCCAUGUAGUUACCACAGCGAAGCCAGAGCAUGAAAGUGCUAUCAUUUGGUUUUACAUGCCUUGA